Messenger RNA from Lontra canadensis (Northern American river otter), 2631 nucleotides. It is a transcript of the gene KCNJ4, whose product is annotated as potassium inwardly rectifying channel subfamily J member 4. Gene Ontology annotation, biological process: potassium ion import across plasma membrane; regulation of monoatomic ion transmembrane transport. Gene Ontology annotation, cellular component: plasma membrane. The record is from RefSeq and is a predicted model, not a curated record. Gene Ontology annotation, molecular function: inward rectifier potassium channel activity. The transcript is spliced from 2 exons. The coding region runs from base 924 to 2279 and encodes 451 amino acids. NCBI's taxonomy places the organism in Eukaryota, Metazoa, Chordata, Mammalia, Carnivora, Mustelidae.
AGCGGGGCGGCGUGCCGCGAGUUGGGAGUUCUCGGCGCGCCGCGGGCGGCGGGAGCUCGGGCUCCCGGGCGAGCCGGGGACGCGGCGGAGGCGCGGGCCUGGGUCCGAGACAGCGGGGGCCGCACCGAGAGUGGGAGGGAGAGAGAGACAGAGAAGGACAGACGGAGACCGGGAGGAGGACAGAGACGCGCAGAGGAGAGAGCCAGGGCAGAGGCGGAGGGAGGCAGGGGAGACACUGGGAGGGCGGCAGGCAGAAGACAAGAGACCCCGCAGGGAGAGACGGAGAGACCCGCACGGGGACAGAGGAGACAGGCAGAGGGACAGGGGGACGGAGACCCGGGGGUGGAGGGCAGCCGGGGUGGGAGGCAGCGGAUCGCGGUCCGGCCGGCCGCGGGGUUCUCGGGGCCGGGGCCGGAGGCGAGCGCCGCGGGGCAGGGAGCGGAGCGCAGGGCGCGGGGACAGCGCGGAGUGACAGCGCGAGAAAAGCGGGGGGCGGCGGAGGGCGGGCGGCUGCGGCGGGGGCGGGGGGCGCGAGCGCGGGCGGUCGAGAGCCAUGGGCCCCCGGACCCCAGCGCUCUGAGCCGGGGCCCGGCCCGACGAUGCUGACGCCCAGGCGGCGCCGGGGGCGCGGCGCGGGGCAGCGCUGAAAGUUGGGCAGCCCGCGGGGAGCGGCGCGGGACGGCCCCGAGGCGCGGAGACCCGGAGACCGACGGACAGACCCAUCGGCAGCCGGGGAGGGUGGGCGGCGCCGGCCCGCCGAGUUCGCGGGGAGGGGGUCCCGGGAGUCCCCUCUCCCCGCCCGGGACGCCGCCCGCCCGACCGCGCCGUGGGAUGUAGAGCCCGCUCGCCGCCUCCUGGACCUUCGUCGGACCCUCCGCCCCGCGGCCCUGCGUCUUCCCAGGUGAUCACGCCGGCUUCAGGACAUGCACGGGCACAGCCGCAACGGGCAGGCCCACGUGCCCCGGCGGAAACGCCGCAACCGCUUCGUCAAGAAGAACGGCCAAUGCAACGUCUACUUCGCCAACCUGAGCAACAAGUCGCAGCGCUACAUGGCGGACAUCUUCACCACCUGCGUGGACACGCGCUGGCGCUACAUGCUCAUGAUCUUCUCCGCGGCCUUCCUCGUCUCCUGGCUCUUCUUCGGCCUCCUCUUCUGGUGUAUCGCCUUCUUCCACGGCGACCUGGAGGCCGGCCCGGCGGCGGCGGCGGCUGCGGCGGCGGCCACGGCGACGGCGGCGGCGGGAGGGGGUGCCCCGGCGGCCCCAACGGCCCCCAAGCCCUGCAUCAUGCACGUGAACGGCUUCCUGGGUGCCUUCCUGUUCUCGGUGGAGACGCAGACGACCAUCGGCUACGGGUUCCGCUGCGUGACGGAGGAGUGCCCGCUGGCGGUCAUCGCCGUGGUGGUGCAGUCCAUCGUGGGCUGCGUCAUCGACUCCUUCAUGAUUGGCACCAUCAUGGCCAAGAUGGCUCGGCCCAAGAAGAGGGCGCAGACGCUGCUGUUCAGCCACCACGCGGUCAUCUCGGUGCGCGACGGCAAGCUCUGCCUCAUGUGGCGCGUGGGCAACCUGCGUAAGAGCCACAUCGUGGAGGCGCACGUGCGGGCCCAGCUCAUCAAGCCCUACAUGACCCAGGAGGGCGAGUACCUGCCGCUGGACCAGCGGGACCUCAACGUGGGCUACGACAUCGGCCUGGACCGCAUCUUCCUGGUGUCGCCCAUCAUCAUCGUGCACGAGAUCGACGAGGACAGCCCGCUCUACGGCAUGGGCAAGGAGGAGCUGGAGUCGGAGGACUUUGAGAUCGUGGUCAUCCUCGAGGGCAUGGUGGAGGCCACCGCCAUGACCACCCAGGCCCGCAGCUCCUACCUGGCCAGCGAGAUCCUGUGGGGCCACCGCUUCGAGCCCGUGGUCUUUGAGGAGAAGAGCCACUACAAGGUGGACUACUCGCGCUUCCACAAGACCUACGAGGUGGCCGGCACGCCCUGCUGCUCGGCCCGGGAGCUGCAGGAGAGCAAGAUCACCGUGCUGCCCGCCCCGCCGCCCCCGCCCAGUGCCUUCUGCUACGAGAACGAGCUGGCCCUCAUGAGCCAGGAGGAAGAGGAGAUGGAGGAGGAGGCGGCGGCCGCUGCUGCCGUGGCCGCGGGCCUGGGCCUGGAGGCGGGCUCCAAGGAGGAGGCGGGCAUCAUCCGAAUGCUGGAGUUCGGCAGCCACCUGGAUCUGGAGCGCAUCCAAGCCACCCUCCCACUGGACAACAUCUCCUACCGCAGGGAGUCCGCCAUCUGACCUCCGGGCCCCGCCCUCAUCACUUCCCACAAGAGCCUCUGCCGGGGGUGGGAUGCCAGGACACCCCCUCCACACUCAGGACAGAGCCCUGGCUCCACGGGCCUGCGGCAGGGAGCUGGGGGCUUCAGAGACUGGGGAACCCCUUCUCAGUGACUCCAGAGCCCAGGCCUGGGAAGGGCCCAGGAUACCCCCUGACCUGUCAGCCUACCCACUGGCCUCUCGGGGACCCCAGACCCACCACCUUUUUCCCACUGACACUUCAAGGAUGUGCCCCCUUUACUCUCAGAACCUUGGGGAAGGGGCUGGACUGCUGGGGGGGUGGGCAUCGUGGGGUUCUGGGGUGGGCAGGGGU